GACCGCUGCCGGGGAUGGGGCUUCCGCCGAGAGCGCCGAGAAGUGCGCACGCGCACUGACCCCGCGGGCCCUAGCAACCAGAGUGACAGUAGCAACCACCGGAAUGGCGAAAGCAACAACAAUCAAAGAAGCCUUAGCGAGAUGGGAAGAGAAAACUGGCCAGAGGCCAUCUGAAGCCAAAGAGAUAAAACUUUAUGCCCAGAUUCCCCCUAUAGAGAAGAUGGAUGCAUCCUUGUCCAUGCUUGCUAAUUGCGAGAAGCUUUCACUGUCUACAAACUGCAUUGAAAAAAUUGCCAACCUGAAUGGCUUAAAAAACUUGAGGAUAUUAUCUUUAGGAAGAAACAACAUAAAGAACUUAAAUGGACUGGAGGCAGUAGGGGACACAUUAGAAGAACUGUGGAUCUCCUACAAUUUUAUUGAGAAGUUGAAAGGGAUCCACGUAAUGAAGAAAUUGAAGAUUCUCUACAUGUCUAAUAACCUGGUAAAAGACUGGGCUGAGUUUGUGAAGCUGGCAGAACUGCCAUGCCUCGAAGACCUGGUGUUUGUAGGCAAUCCCUUGGAAGAGAAACAUUCUGCUGAGAAUAACUGGAUUGAAGAAGCAACCAAGAGAGUGCCCAAACUGAAAAAGCUGGAUGGUACUCCAGUAAUUAAAGGGGAUGAGGAAGAAGACAACUAAUGCCACGCUUUCCACUGUGUGUUAACUUAUUUAAAUGUCAUAAGAACAAUAGAUAAAUUUUAUAUAAUUGUCUAUUUUAAAGAUUCUGUAUGGGACAAAAGUUUCUUAAGAUAAAACAGAUCACUCAUUCUCA
This is a messenger RNA of Gorilla gorilla gorilla (western lowland gorilla), 809 nucleotides long. It is a transcript of the gene DNAL1, whose product is annotated as dynein axonemal light chain 1. Gene Ontology annotation, cellular component: cytoplasm. The record is from RefSeq and is a predicted model, not a curated record. Gene Ontology annotation, molecular function: dynein heavy chain binding; alpha-tubulin binding. Gene Ontology annotation, biological process: outer dynein arm assembly. The transcript is spliced from 8 exons. Bases 104 to 676 code for a protein of 190 amino acids. Lineage: Eukaryota; Metazoa; Chordata; Mammalia; Primates; Hominidae.